GUGGAAGGUUCCGUGAACUAGAUUGGCACUUAUUUUGUUCGUUUUCUCUGUCCGGAUCGUGAUCGAUAGUCGUUUGAUCGUGUGCAGCAAUGAGAACGACGAGAGAGCAUCUUCUGUGCACGAAAGAGCUUUCCCGUCGUGUCGCUGUACUGUAGCAGUGCUCCUACUAGCACACAAAAUAAAGAACAAGAUGAGGACGGGCUACAGUAGUCCCAGCGCGGUUAUUUGCAUGCAUCCAUGCAAUUUGAUGAAUCUCGCAAACCAGAAUAGCAAUAGAGACACGAGGAGACCUUCCGAAGUCCUUUAUUCCGAGAGUACAACAAGAAGGAAUACUAAUACAUGGCCCUUUGGAGCACAGACAGCUCCUUUCCGGUUUUGACAACAUAUUGACUUCGAGUCGAAUUUUCUCAGCUGUCUCAGCAACGAACAACUAACACAAGAACAUCUGAAAAGUCACUUCCGCAAGGUCUGUCGGUGAGCGCAACUCAAAGAAACUGGACGUUGCAAUCUUCGUACCCAACCAGAUUCAAGAUUCCAAAGCACCACUGCAAGUACUUACGAGCCACCACGGCAAAAUCAUCCUCUUCUACGGCAGCUUCCCCUGUUUGCUAAAAAACUCCACCGGUUCUGAGGCUACUUUGACCGGUACUUACACAGACCCUGCUGAAACGAAAAGUUGACUAGCCAGUUGCGUACUCUAGUUGGACACUUAGCCCGCAGCAAUCGAGAAAGGGAGCAGCGGCAACAAAACUCGUCGCUAGCCGCAACGGUCUGGAAGUAGGUUGUGGAUGAAAAUUCCUCAGCAUCUCCUGUGAGAAAAACAAGUCCUGUUGAAAUAUAGAAGUAGAGGCGAACACGAACAAGCGACGACGACGUCAACAUGCCGAAUAACGACAUUUGCCCACACACCCUACCGAUCGAGGGCGACGCGGAUCUGCUGGUGCAGGUGUAUUAUCAAAUGCAAAAGUGUCUGGGUCUGGAAGACGAGUGCGAGAUUUGUCAUGCAUACUUCUCAUGACCCAUGAUGCCUGUAAUGCUUGACCUAGCAUCGCAGACUUUCAGAGGGCUUCCUGAUGUACUACCUUCCGCAUGAGAAAUGCCCUGUCCGUGUAGCAAAAACUGUACCCCUCUUGCUGGUCAUGCAAUACAAAUUUUUUUAGAGUCCAAAAACAGCAUUCCAGACCCAGACACUUUUACAAUCCAUAUGCACCCAAACAGCAACGCCGACGGCUUUACGGAGCACCCCGUGCCUUCGACCCUCGCCAAAAGGCAUCCGUACCUACCCGAACAAGCUGCAUCAGUCAAGGGCGAUGACGUAAAUACUUAUAUUUAUAAAAGAACCUCGCUGUUUGAACGUGAAGUAGAGGUCGUUCACGUUCUUACAGCUAAAACCCGAUUGUUUAUUUGCCAGGUUUAGCUGUAGUGUCAAUGGGAAUAAAUUGUUGUUGCAUUCCGCAGGAACAGGAAGCCAGUGCGUGGUGCAUUUUGUGAGACAUGACAUACGUAAACCUUCACCCUCUACACACAGGCAACCAUCGGGUACGGGCAUCGCUCGUGGCAAAGAAUAGCGGAGCAGCUUAAGGGGUACCCGGCCAACGGCUUUUCAAUCGCGACCAUAAAUCAAGUACUCGAAAUCGCGGCCGUAGAAGGUAGUACUACAGCUAAAGAAUAAAAAACUGCGAAAAGUUUGUUUCACAGCAGGCUGGAUGCGCGAAAUUGUGUUGCAUGUGCAUCCACCUGGUAGAAGAAACCAUAGGAGAUAUUACAGUACUUGUGAAUGUUUGUCAGCGACGACCGGCACGAAUAAAGAUAAAAACGCAAAACAGGUAGCGAUGCUGAUUUCGCAGUGGAGUUCGGCAACCAGCACGUUGACUUCAACGCUUUGCUCGGCGAAAAGCAGCUACAACGCGCAACCGCAAAAGUACUUGAAAAUUCUGCUUUUUGAAGAACGAUUUUUCUUCAUCUGUGAAACGUGAGACAAAGCGCAUCGCGCAGAUUCGCGGCUCAUCCGAUCCGCGGCGUAUCUGGUAGCCGUUUUUUUUGAGAGUCACUUGUGGUCCCUCUUUAAUCUGUAAAAAUGCAACAGGUACUAGAGCGCGUCUUACACUACAAGUCUGGUCGAGAAUGGUGCGCGUCCAUAGCAGUGGGAAAAACAUUGGGGAGCAUCAUAGAAUCAACAAGCGACACUACUGACGAGGAGGAGAAAAAAGGUACGUGCUCUUAGUAAGUAGGCCGAGUCAACACCAGUUUGGCAUCGGAGUCUGAUUCUCAUGCUAUCGUCUACACAAAAGCAAAACUCGAGGACGAUAAAUAGUUCUCGAUGACACAUAAAAAAGAAAACCAUUUAUACAUAUUCAUAAAAAUUAAUAAUCCUAACAGUUCUCUACGCCAUCGGUAAGUGCUGCAACCGUUGGGCGACUAGCCGAGACAGCAGUGUGAACGGGACCGGUCUCAUAAAAGCCAUCGUGACAGUGCUGAGCAGUUUUGCGCCGCGGGGCGAGAAGGCAUCGGUGGAUUGGCUGCUGCUGCUGGAGUUUUACACGGCGCUGAAAUACAUGAGCACUUACAACCCAGAGCCGGUGAUCGACUCCGACUUGAUCCAAAAAACCACCAUUAUCCAAGAAAAAAAGAUUGUUAGUGUAACUUUGUGAUGCGCGACAUGCAAGACCAAAUCCAAAACGAUACUAAUUGCAUCUGUGUCUGUUAUGCUGUACAUGCAUUCUAGGGUCUAUUCAAGCGCCGGUUUUUGUUUUUCACGUACUCGUACUUAUUAAAUUGCGCAUGAGAUUUUUGGCUGUCUUCAUCCCAGAUGACACAUUUGUGUUGAUGGUGCUCCGCUGAGAAAAAGUUACACCUAGAAUGCUUUUUUGUUGGAUAACCACUCUCAUGGAAUCAGUGCACGCAGACAAAAGCGUCCCAAAUCGCAGCUGGCUCCUGGAAGCCUGCCUUGGAGUAGUAACGCAGGCCGGAAAUCUGGACAGUGGGAGAACGAAGCUGCUAGCUGGUAUUUCUUCCUUUAAUAUCUGUACGGAGGGUAUACUUGUCGUCAGCAUGAUAUUCCUCACUUCUGCCAGUUCCUGCAGACAGGAGCUUGCUUUUCUAAGCAGCAGUUUGUAGGGGUUCGCUUACUUAUUUAUUUUGAAAGACCGACGGUCAUUUUGAGAAAUCGCCGGAAGCCACAACGACUUCGGUUUUGCUAGCACCAAAUACAAACACCAUACCAACAACUUACGCGCCCAAGGAAUUAACAGCUGCCCAAGCUGCAAGCAGUAGCAGCUGAGCUUUAAUGUAGAGCCUUGACGACAAGCAAAAAAAAAAUUAACCCGCCACAGCUCACGCGGAGAAAAUAUGCGCGACCCUGAACUUCGCCGGAAGCAACCUCGAGGUUCAGAAUGCCGCUUCUGGUGCGUGCGCCGUUAUUUCACUGCACAAAGAAGGCAAGCAUGCGAUCGAAGCGUUCCUGGUGCCGACACACCUCCCAAAGGUCGUGGAAAACAUGGCCGCAAUAAACACAGCGAUGAAGACAAAGUAGUGAGUUUUGCUUUUAUUUUGCUGCAUUUUCAUCGUAUGAUUUCAUCUUCGAAAGACAAAGAAUUCCAAAUCCAAUCGAGAACGCGAUAUGCAGGAGAUAUAGAAAGAGUGUCUAGAUGAACAAUGACAAUCAUUAUCAUGUUGCUAAUAAAUUCUAAAUUAUUUCACUCCUAGGUACAUCCAGAGUGCGAGCGCGAAGCCGAGUUUCCGGCACUCUUUCAUCGCGGAGGCGAUCGCGCAGAACUGCACGCAGCUGCUCGAGGAGGUGUACGGGGCCUCGGUGAUUCCCACGGCGUUCAAGCUGCUGCACGACAUGCCAGAAAAGGUGCUCUUCACCCUGAAGCACUUCCUGAGUCGGAAGAACGAUCCCGACGGCGGGUCCGACUUUCUCUUCGUGUCUGCGCGCAUCGGGGUGCCGGUCGAGAGUCCCGCCUCCGUGGCCUACGAGCAGUGCGUGGACCUGGUGGAGCAUUGUGCGAAGUACUACAACGAGUUCCCGCAGGUGGUUCUGGAAAUCUUCAAGCUCCUCUCCAAAUCCGAACCCAGGUUCCGCCCGCUCUUCGAACACCUCCCCGACGACAUGUGGCACGUGCGCAAAUACCUGUAAACUUUUAGCAGGAUCAUGGUGCGGGGGUCAUGGAACGUCGCAGCCGUCGCCUGGAGUUUUCUUGAGGAAAGAAAUGAAACGACCAAACGUAACCUAACCGUCUAUGAUAGAUCCAACUAGAUGCACGACCAAAAUGAAAGAAAACGAAACGAAACUAUCAAGAAACGCUUUGCUAUGGUUAUCAAUUAUCCGUGAAACGAAAAUGAUCUUUGGCGAUAUCAUCUUCUUGCCGCCUGCUUACACACCACGACCCAGUGCGCUUUCAUUAUGUACACUACAAUCUUGAUGGGCAAUAAUCGUCCUGGCGCACGAACCACAAAUGAGCAAAAUAUCAGCCCGACCCAUUGUAUUCUGAGAAUUUUCUUGUGUGUGCAUAAUUUGCGGAGACAGAUGAGAU
Messenger RNA from Amoebophrya sp. A120, 4535 nucleotides. The record is from the annotation of a GenBank genome assembly. NCBI's taxonomy places the organism in Eukaryota, Dinophyceae, Syndiniales, Amoebophryaceae.